AUGAACUCAACACCUGUUGGAACAAGAGUCAGGAAUAAUAGAGAAUCGAUGUCAAAUAUAACUAUCAAUAAACUACUGCUACCGAAUAAUUUAAAAUUAAAGAAAUCUCAUUAGAAUUCUUAGAGUCAGCAAAUUUUGGAUUAACAAAUAGAUGAAAAUGUAUUUUAUAUUCCGAAAUAAACUUUGAGAAGAGCUAAAUAUUCAGAAUAAAAUAUUAUGACAAGCUCAACAGCAGGAAAAUCAUUGCAAUCCCAUCUAAUUGGUAAGUUUUUGAAUGAAAAUAUCAUAAAAUUCCAUUAAAUAAAGUCUCGAAAGUAAAUUGGCAUUAAAGAAUUGGUGUCAUCUUCAAAAACUUAUCACGCAACAAAAAAAGAUGGGAAUAUAAACACAGAACCAAAUUAGGAUAAAUAGUCUCUCCCUUUUAUGCCUCAAUUGAAAUCAUCCUAAAUAAUUGAUGAUUAAUAUAAAUUCACUUUUUAUAGUCCGAAGACUUAGGAGAAUAAACUUAGGUUGCCCAAAGAAUUCUAAAUUCAACCCUGUAGUAAGAAAAAAUAUUUUAUAUGA
This is a messenger RNA of Paramecium tetraurelia, 564 nucleotides long. RefSeq lists its product as uncharacterized. The record is from RefSeq and is a predicted model, not a curated record. NCBI's taxonomy places the organism in Eukaryota, Ciliophora, Oligohymenophorea, Peniculida, Parameciidae. The transcript has 2 exons.